Messenger RNA from Closterium sp. NIES-67, 3041 nucleotides. The record is from the annotation of a GenBank genome assembly. Lineage: Eukaryota; Viridiplantae; Streptophyta; Zygnematophyceae; Desmidiales; Closteriaceae.
GACCCCAAGUUUGAUGCUCCCAAGGCUUGAUGCUCCAGUUGAUACUCCCAAGGGUUGCUCUUGCUGCUCUGCUCCGUUCUCUGACUCUGGCAGAGACGCAAAUUUAGCCUUCGAGCGCAUCGUGUUGGCUCGUUCUUGAGUGCCAACUCUUGACCUCCGAGCUCUUCAGGCAUUGCUGGCAGUUUUGAUACAUCGCGGGAGCCAUGCUCAGAUUGCUAGGGAAGCGGGUGGUGCAGCAAGCUAGCAGAGCGCGUAGCUGCCAAACCCGCAGCCACUCCGGCGGAAGCAUAAACUACUCCUCCUCAGGGAGCGCCGCGCGAGGCCGAUGGAUUGAUAUUUGCCGGAAGUAUCAAUCGCAAUCGCGGGUGUUCCCUGAAGCCACCCAGUCAGUGGGUUCGUCGGAAACGCAGUCUGUGAAUCGGUUUCACGGAUCAAAUGCAAAGGAAGGAAUACCAGCUGUUUCCGCUGCUCAAAGAAGAGCACUGAGCAGCUUCGCCGGCAGAGAUGGUAGAGAAGAGAGAGGAGGUCAAGGAGCGAAGGCCACAGCAGGUUCGUCGGAUCAUCAGCAGAGCAGAUCGAUCAGCGGCUCGAGCAGGAUCAGCAUGCCUGGCAAUGUGGGAGCGUCGCAUUCCAAGCAGCCGCAUCAAUUCGACGGUUCGAUUUAUCUGCACCACGCCGAUGUCGGCGCGCCUCUUAACUCCGCCGCUCUCAGCAUCGGACUCAUUCACGCGCUACAGGUUCUGCGGCCAGGCGUGGGUUACUUUCGCCCGAUCGACCAGACUUCGCAUGGUGGCAACCGAGCGGAGCUGUUUCACGAGAUAUUUCGCAUGCGCACGCCUCAGGAGGACAUGUUCGGGCUCACCCAGGACCAGGCGUACGGCCUGCUGACGUCAGAGAAGAUGGACGAGCUGCUGGAAACCAUCAUUUCAGCCUACGAGCGGUGCAAGCGGCACCACGACUUCGUGGUGAUCGAGGGCACGUCCAUGCGCGACGGCACCAACACCUCGCCCCUCAACGGCCUCAUCGCCUCUGCCCUCGAAGCCCCCGCGCUGCUGCUCUCCGAUGGCCGCGCCGCCUCGCAGUUCCACCCGAAGCAUACCGAGUCGGGGGGCGUGUUUGAGGACUGGGACUGGGAGAAGGAAGCCGCGGGGUGCAUACUGGACCAUGCGCGCAUCAUGCGGCAGUCCAACGUCGAUGUAGCAGGGGCGCUCAUCUACCGCAUGCCCAAGACGUCCAGAGGCGCGUCAAGGCUCAGAGAGUACAUCACAAAAGCGCAGAUCCCGUUCGUGGGGGCUGUUCCAGAAGACAUUUCUCUGGAGUCGUUCCAGGUUGAGGACGUGGCUCGAGUGCUCAACGCCCAUGUGCUGUACGGUGAUUUGCCCCACAGCAACAACAUGACCACUGAGGUCACCCGCACCCUGAUAGCAACCCUCCACCUGGCCGAUCUGCUCUCCUACAUCCCUCCCUCCGACGACCCGGCCAAGGGCGUGCUCGUGGUGGCGCAUGCCAGCCGCCCGGAUAUUCUCCUGGGGAUGAUUGACCUGCACGAGACGCACCUCAGCACGCAGGUGGCUGCCAUGGUGCUCACUGGGGGGUCGCCUCCGCCUCUUGAAGUCGACAUGCUCAUCCGGAGCCGCCCCACGCGCGUGUCCCUGCCGGUGCUGCUCUCCCCCAAGGACACCCACGGCACAUGCAUCGCGCUCACCAACGCCCAGCCUGAGCUGCACGCCACGUCCAACCGCAAGAUAGAGCGCGCUGAGGUGAUCUUCCACGAGAACGUGGACAUGCGCAUGCUGCACCAGGUGCUGUUCAAGGAGCGCCCCAUGCGCAUGAACCCCAAGCUCUUCCAGCACAGCAUCUUCGACAAGUCCAGGGAGGCGCAGUCGCACAUCGUGCUGCCAGAGGGAGCUGAGCCCCGGACAAUUCAGGCAGCAGGGGAGGUGCUGCGGCGGUCGCUGUGCCGCGUGACGCUCAUAGGAAACCCCGACGAGAUCAUCACCGCCGCCAAGCAGCUGCGCGUGGACGUGUCGGGCGCCGAUAUCAUCUACCCGCCCUCUGCCCCGAACCUGGACCAUUACGCCGAGCUGCUGUACCAGGCUCGGAAAGACAAGGGCGUGACUCUGAUGGAGGCGCACGAUCACAUGAUCACAGAUCCCAACUACCUGGGCACAGCCAUGGUGGCGGCUGGCGAUGUGGAUGGCAUGGUGUCCGGUGCCGUGCACACCACCAUCGCCACCAUUCGACCCGCGCUGCAGAUGAUUCCCAAACUGCCCAACACCGAAAUUAUCUCCAGCGUCUUUUUUAUGUGCCUGCCCGACCGCAUCUACAUCUACGGUGACUGCGCCAUCAACUCCAAUCCGACGGCUGAGGAGCUUGCGAUGAUCGCCAUCUCGUCUGCCGACACCGCUGCUGACUUUGGUGUGGAGCCGCGCGUUGCCAUGCUCUCGUAUUCCACCAUGGACGAGAGAAAGGAAGACACCAUAGUGCAGAAGGUGGUGCGCGCCACACAGCUGAUCAAGCAGCAGCGGCCAGACAUUCUGGUGGAGGGACCCCUGCAGUACGAUGCUGCUGUAAACCCCAUGGCCGCCCACAACAAGAUGGACGGCAGAGAGUCCGACGUGGCCGGCAAGGCCUCUGUGCUCAUAUUCCCCGAUCUCAACACGGGCAACAACACCUACAAGGCUGUGCAACAGGCCACGGGCGCCAUCGCCAUGGGUCCAGUGCUGCAGGGCUUGAGUCGGCCGGUGAAUGACUUGAGCCGGGGAUGCACCACCAAGGACAUUGUAAACACCAUCGCCAUCACCAGCGUGCAAGCAGCAGCUGGGAAGGCGGCACGCACAGCACAAGCGGCUGCGGCUUGAGCUGACAGUUCUUGAAGUAUAUUCGAUGAUAGAAAAAUGAUAGUGAAAGGGCAUGAUAGGGAAGAAUGUCUCAAAGCACAUUGGCAAGUAUUGUGUGUACCAUACAGUGUAUUAUGCAGCACACACAGGUGUAGGUUUUAGUUUCUUCUACCGUUCUCGAACGCAGUUUUAUCGCGGACU